This is a messenger RNA of Xyrauchen texanus (razorback sucker), 2636 nucleotides long. RefSeq names its product receptor (TNFRSF)-interacting serine-threonine kinase 1, like (gene ripk1l). The transcript is spliced from 11 exons. The coding region runs from base 145 to 2133 and encodes 662 amino acids. The record is from RefSeq and is a predicted model, not a curated record. Gene Ontology annotation, molecular function: ATP binding; JUN kinase kinase kinase activity; protein binding. Gene Ontology annotation, biological process: signal transduction; protein phosphorylation. NCBI's taxonomy places the organism in Eukaryota, Metazoa, Chordata, Actinopteri, Cypriniformes, Catostomidae.
UAUACCGGAAGCAGAGAGCAGCGUAAUGAGACACAGUGUGUGUUUCUGAUCACUUUUAACGAUGGAUUUUCGAUAGAAGAUAAAACUCUUAUUGUUCUAGUCAACAAACAAAUAGGGAAAAUUCAUUUUAACCAGAGAGGAAGCAUGGCUACAGCAUCGAGCCUGAAUCUUAUGAAAUCUGCAGAUCUGAUCAAGAAAGAGCCGCUGGAUUAUGGAGGUUUCGGGGAAGUUUAUCUGUGCUAUCACAAAACACUGGGCCAUGUGGUCCUGAAGACGGUAUACACCGGCCCCCCUCGCAAUGGGCGACAGAAGCAAUCUCUCCUGGAAGAGGGCAGUCUGAUGAACCGGUUAAACCAUCACCGAGUAGUCAAGCUGCUGGGGAUUAUUCUGGACGAUGGAGAAUAUUCUUUAGUCAUGGAGCUCAUUCCUAAAGGCAAUCUACUCAACCUCGUGGAGACGGUGACCGUUCCAGUGUCGGUUAAAGGAAGAAUCAUUUUGGAGAUCUUGGAGGGAAUGGUUUAUCUCACAGACAACCAAGUUAUUCACAAAGAUCUGAAACCUGAGAACAUCCUGGUGGACAAGCAUUUCCAUAUAAAAAUCGCUGACCUCGGCCUGGCCACAUCUGAGACGUGGAGCAAACUGACGAAGGAGGAGUCUCGCCGACAGAGUCGUCUGGGGAAGAAGACCUGUAUUCGUGCUGCCGGCACACUGUGCUACAUGGCACCAGAGCAUCUCAAUAGCAUCCACACACGCUCCACUGAGAAAUCUGACAUCUUCAGCUUCGCCAUUGUAGUUUGGGUCAUCCUCACAGGUCUCGAGCCAUAUGAACAUGCCAGAAGUGAAGAACAAAUAUGUCUUUGCGUGUGUCAGGGUGAACGGCCCAGUGAAGAACAAAUCCCAAAGGGCACACCUGAAGAAAUCAUUGACCUUAUGAAGGCAUGCUGGGAUCAUGAGCCUAAUGAACGACCCACAUUUAAAGAUGGCUAUGCAAAAUUUUUGCCCUUUUACGAGGAGAAGCUGGAAACAAAUGUUGAAGACGAUUUGCAGAGUCUGAUGAAAUUGUAUGAGGGUCCAGAGGAGCUGGUAGAAAAGAUGAAAUCUCUCUCAACUUCAGAGCCUCACAGUCCUGAAGUUGUUGUGUCAGCAGACUUUUCUCCAUCUUCAAGAGACUCUCCAGCACCAUUAAGGAGUUCAGAUAUUGGGCCAGUGGAGGCCAGCAUUGAAGACCUCAGUCCUUCUGGAGCUUUUGUACUGGAGAGUGACGCAGCCCCUCCCAGUUCUCCGAACUUAGAGCUGAAACUGGCACAAGAGUUUAACUACCACAAGUUUGGAAGUCGUAUAGAUCAGCUGGACCAAACGCCAAACAGCGUUUUCAAUCCAUUGCCACGGCCUGGAGACGUUUCUUCUGUGACGUCCUGGACUAAGCCCAAUCUGUUUCCAUAUCAAGAAGAGGAUAUGCAUCUGAGGGCUUCUGCUGCUGCAGGUGCAUUUGAUGCUGUUCACAGGCCUGAAUAUGCAAGCCAGUUGUCAGGGAUGCAUUCGGAGUAUAACAGGGUCCAACAUCAGUAUCCACCGUAUGAUCGUUUCAAGUCCUGUCCUGAAAGUGGAAUUCCAGGGUCACUCGUGCUGGAUUCAAAUGCUGGCCUGCGUUUUAACUCACCUGUCAUAUGUCCUCCGUCAGACUCAGGACCACCUGUGUACAUCUCAAAUGCCAGUGCGAUUCAGAUCGGAAGUAACAACACAAUGAAUCUGCGAGGUUCUGAAAACAGCUUUAACAGGUCAUUAUCCACUGGAUCCACCAACAAAGCCAGAUAUAAAGAACUCCUGCUGAAAUAUGGCGACCAUAAGGUCACUGAAAGUCACCUGGAGGUUGGGCGUCAGAACAUUGGUAGCAACUGGAAGCAAGUUGCUCGUAAACUGGGCCUGACCGACAUAGACGUGGAAACCAUUGAGCAUGACUAUGACCGGGACGGGUUGGCAGAGAAGGUGUAUCAGAUGCUGGAGCGCUGGAGGAUGAAGGAAGGAAUACUGGGCUCCAAUGUGGGUACACUGUGCCGGGCACUGGAUGGCUGCAUCAAAUCUGAAGUUCUCAUGCAGCUACUGCUGAAGUCUCAGAAUGCUACAGUCCCCUAAAACUGCACUUCUGGGAGUGUCGUAAUAAAGUAAUGUGCAAAUUAAGUACGGGGCAAAUGAAUUGCUGGAGGGUAGAGCCCGACAGUCAAAUAAAGGGUGCAUUAAAAACCAUUACUUCCUCUAACUCUCCAAACCAAGGUUAAAAAUGUUUUCCGGGAAUUAUGUGUUUUUCGACAGUACAGAAUAAUGAUUAAUUAAAUAUUCUUUAUAAUGCUAGAUUUACACAUCAUGGCACCAAAGGCAUCUUUUUGUCCUGUCAUUUGUAUUUGUAAUAAAUUCCUACAAACACACAUAUAUAUAUAUAUACACAUGUGUGUGUGUGUUUGUAUUCUUUUAUAAUGUCAUCAACCUGCUUUAAUAUAAUUUUUCUUCUAUGAAAUUAUGUCUAUAUUCCUUAUAGUUAUUCAAAGUUGAAGAUUAUUUCCUCCCUUUGGUUUGUUUGUUUAUUUAGCUUUGCAAAAGCAUUCUUUAAAUGCAGGUAUACUUUUAAAAAAAUAAAUAAA